Messenger RNA from Limanda limanda (common dab), 2084 nucleotides. RefSeq names its product NKD inhibitor of WNT signaling pathway 2b (gene nkd2b). Gene Ontology annotation, cellular component: cytoplasm. Gene Ontology annotation, molecular function: calcium ion binding. The record is from RefSeq and is a predicted model, not a curated record. Gene Ontology annotation, biological process: negative regulation of Wnt signaling pathway. The transcript is spliced from 10 exons. NCBI's taxonomy places the organism in Eukaryota, Metazoa, Chordata, Actinopteri, Pleuronectiformes, Pleuronectidae. Bases 230 to 1594 code for a protein of 454 amino acids.
CACACACACGCUCACACGCACAGAUCCCUGUUUCACACACGUAUCUCUUCUCUGCACGGAGACAACUGAUGCUUCAAUGAAGAGGAGAUUGAACGACCCGCCUCUGGAUGAAGUUGGAGAUUUUUUCGUGCCAAACAAACACAAUGUGACCAUGUUGAUCCAGUGACUGCUUCAUCCGCGUCCGAUUUCGGAGUAUACCUUCAUCGAGCCCGGGAAGAGAGACUUCAACAUGGGCAAACUUCAGUCCAAACACGCGUGUAAGCGCAGAGAAAACCCUGAAGGAGACAGUUUUGUUGUGAACGCCUUCCUGCGCAAGGGGAUGGAGGAGUGUGAGAGGUACAACGCGACGGAUCACAAGCUGAAGAACAUGCAGGAGUUCUCAAAUGGUGGGCUGAAGGAAGGACGAUUCACAGAUCAACACUGUCCCCUAGAGGUGGUUCUUCCUCCGGAGAAAGCUGAGGGCUGCGAGAGCUACCUGCAGUACCUGCACGCGGAGGACAGAGAGCGAGAGGUUCUCAGAGAUGCCUCCAAAGCCACUGGGAAGAAACGCAUCAGUCUGGAUGACUUGGAGUGUGAUGUGUCUGUGGAGGACGACAAUCGUCAGGAAUGGAUCUUCACCCUCUAUGACUUUGACAACAGUGGGAAAGUCACAAAGGAGGACAUGUCCAGUCUGAUGCACACCAUCUAUGAUGUGGUGGACGCCUCAGUGAAUCACUCCUGCCACAACAAGAGCAAGACUCUGCGGGUCAAGCUGACCGUCACUCCAGAGCCAAGGUGCCACCGGAGAGAAACAGGAGCAGAUCGCAGUCACCAGGAUGAGGGGGGGCGCUCGGCUGACAAACGACUGUCUGCAUACAUCAGCAGCAAAGGGCAGAGCAAUGAGGCGCCGGCCACUGAGGGUCAACAUUACUGUGUGGAUGAGAACACAGAGAGGAGGAAUCACUACCUGGACCUGGCUGGUAUAGAGAACUACACCUCCAGAUUUGAUGGCACCACCCCUGUCUACCCUCCCCAGGAGCCUCAGGGACGGAGCUCCCAGAGCCAGAGCCAAAGCCAGAGCCAGAGCCGCUCCCGCUCCCAGGACCCAGAACCACAAGUUGUUCACCAGCGGCGCUCACAAGUCAUCAGCGAUAGCUACAACCCCACAGAGUCUCGAAGCAGGGGCACGCAGUACCUCAAAUCGCCCAAAGGAAACUACAAGGGAAGCGGAGGAAAUAACGGGGUCAGCGGAGGCGGCAAAUCCACUAAAUGUCAUGGCUACCACCCUCCUCUGCAGACUACAGCAGGCCACGGAGGUCAGGAUGUGUACCACUUACCGCACCAAGCCCAACCCUCCAGCCACCAUCAGCACCCUUUGCAAUACAGCCACAGUAAGCGCCUGAGGGCCAGAACCAGGGAGACCCUGUCCCCGACCAAAACCCCUCAGUCGCAGCCGCAGCAGCAACCUCCUGUGCUGCCCAGCAUGGAGAGAGAGCAGGCGUCUGGCCCCCCUGGGAGCCCGGGGUUUGUGGUGCCCAUGGUCCAACGCCACGAGCACCACCAUCACCACGAACACCACCACCACCACCACUACCACCAUUACCACCAGACAUGACCGCCCUCAGUGUGCAGUGACUCAAACUGUACAGGACCAACCACAAGCGACCACACCAGUCUAAAGGACUUGACGUCAUCCCACGGGAGAGUCUCACUUUCUGUCCAGGAUCUUUAUAUUCUCUUGCAAGCUAUUCAGAUAUAUCCUGAGAUUAGAUGAACUGAGGAAUGGUGCCUGUGUGAUGCCCGAUGAUAAAGGACCAGAAGGAUGUAUUCAGAAGUUAUUGUGUAAUAACAAAAUACGUGUGGCACAGCUUUGAAGUUUUUUGUGGAUAUUCCGCUGGGACUGCUGCGAUCAGUACCUGUUUUCAGUAAGGGCACAAAUACCAGGAAGAACCGGAUCGAAGGACCCCCCUUUUCCCUCUUGUUGCUGUUGGUUGAAGUCCCAGGAAGCUUUACUGUAUAUCAGAGUAGGUGUGUUGUUCUGUGUGAGACCUUUCCAAAACACGGAUCUCAGGUGUAAAAGGUGCUGCUGCUCUCAAGCUUUUCAC